CAGAGCUCCCUCCCUCUUUGUGUUUACUGUUAGAAGCAGAGCAGUAUGUUUGAGUCGAGCAUGGGUAAUGGACAAAUUGUCGCCUCAGGCCAGAAACCAUAGGACGCCAGCGAUCUGAUCAAUCCAGGAUGUGUUCAGGCAAAGCAUAAAACCUUAAACACAGGGAAAAACACAAGGAUCUAAAAUGGAUCUCAGAGCCAAGCAUGGUUUGACGCUGUUGGAGCAGCUAAACCGCAUGCGGGAGACUGAGCAGUUGACAGAUGUUGUGCUAAUAGCUGAAGGUGUCAGCUUCCCAUGUCACCGUGCAGUGCUCUCUGCAUUCAGCCCCUACUUUCGUGUAAUGUUCACCUGCGGCCUGCGUGAAAGCACCAGUCGUCAGGUGGAAUUAAGAGACAUGCCGGCACAAAGCUUGGCCCUUUUGUUGGAAUACAUGUACAGCUCCAAUCUCCCACUCACUGCAGCCAACGUGCAGGGGAUCUCUGUUGCUGCAUUUCUCUUACAGAUGGAUGACGUGUUCAGCCGUUGUCAGAUCUACAUGAUUGACAACAUGGAUACAUCCAACUGCCUGGGCAUCUAUUACUACGCCCGGGACCUGGGGGCAGAGGAGCUGGCCGAUCAAGCUCAACGCUACCUGCGGCAACACUUUACGGAAGUGUGCCUUGGUGAGGAGGUGCUGGAGUUGGAGGCACACCAGCUAGGGGCGCUAAUCGGCUCAGACGACCUGAACGUUUCACGGGAAGAGAGCAUUUUGGACGUGGUGAUGCGGUGGGUGAAGCACUGCACUGGCGGCGUAGAGUCAGAAGUGGAGAACCGUGCCAGACACCUACCAGAACUCUUAAGGAAAGUACGUCUUCCCCUGGUCGGUGAAGAUUACUUAAAAGGGACAUUGAAACGGAACACAACACUGCUGACCGAUGCCGAAUGUCUUGAAAUAAUGGAACAGGCCAUUGAAACGGCAAGCAUGGAUGCACAUGCUCCACCUCGCCGACUGAAACUGCGCUACGGCAUGGAGACCACAGAUCUUUUGCUCUGCAUCGGUAAUGAUGGCGGAGGGAUACGUUCGCGUUACGGAAGUUACACCGAGCGGAGCUUCUGUUACGCUCCCAAUACCGGACGAACACUUUUCAUUACCUCACCACGAUACGGCGAUGCACUCGGAUACGUCUGUGCCGGGGUGGUGACCGAGAAGAAUCUGAUUAUUGUGUCGGGAGAGCUAGGAGCUCGAAAGAUGUCAAGACAGAAAGAAAGAAACGUCGAGAUUUUCAUGUACAACAAGGAAGCCCAAGGUAGCUGGAAACACUUGAGUUCAGCAGAAUAUCGGGACUCUUAUGCCCUGAGCUCUCUGGGAGAGAACCUGUAUCUGAUUGGUGGUCAGAUGAAGCUGAAGAAUCAGUAUCUCAUCACCAAUAGUGUUGAACGCUGGUCUUUACAUGGUGGGCCUUGGCGUAGUGCUGCCCCUCUGCCCAUGCCCCUUGCCUAUCACAGUGUAGUUCGCAUGAAGGGCCGCCUGUAUGUGCUCGGGGGGCGAACCCCACAGUCAUACCGGACAGAUGACGAGCCUGACCGUAUGAGUAACCGGCUGCUUGAAUAUGACCCAGAAACAAACAAGUGGAGCGAACUUGGCCCAAUGAAAUAUUCAAAAUACCGCUGCAGUGCGGUUGCGCUCAAUGGAGAAAUCUAUGUACUGGGUGGUAUCGGGUGCGAAGGUGUGGAUCGUGGGCAGUCACGUCACUGUCUUAAUGUAGUGGAGAUCUACAACCCUGAUGGAGAUUUCUGGAGAGAUGGUCCUCCUUUACCAUACUCUCUCCUAUCACUACGCAGCAAUGCUUCAAAUGCUGGUGUGGUUGACGGGAAACUUUAUGUCUGUGGAUACUACAAAGGAGCAGAUCGUCAUGAUAUCAUCACUAAAGACAUCCUGCAGUUGGACCCCUGGGAAAAUGUAUGGACUGUAGUGGCAAAGCAGGCACUGAUGCACGACUGUUACGAUGUAUGUUUGGUGGCUAAUAUGAAUCCUCGUGGACUCAUUCCCCCUCCUGCUGACUUGGUAGAUGAAUGACAUUUCUCUGAUGGUGAUUUCUCAUAAAAAUUAACUUUAUAUGUGAUCUGCUGUAUAAGACAGAAGAGCAAGUGCCACUAGACAUAAGGAUAACAAGAUAGAAAUAGAAGAGGGCUUUCAAAAAUGGUAGAAUUUGCUAACUAUUUAUGCCAAUUUUAAUGUUUUUUUUUUCAUUAAUUUUACCACUAGCUGAAGAAUACAAUGUGUUGAAUGCAUAUUAAACAAUGCAUGGUCGAUGCUAAAAUAUUAUUUUUAUUAGCGAAGAAACAAUGCAUUGCAUGGAGGAAAAGAAUAUAUGUAACGUUUAGCAGUCUAUGCAAUUUAUUAAACAAUGUUACUUAACAAUAGCGUAACAAUUCCAAAA
This is a messenger RNA of Paramisgurnus dabryanus, 2420 nucleotides long. It is a transcript of the gene kbtbd12, whose product is annotated as kelch repeat and BTB (POZ) domain containing 12. Gene Ontology annotation, molecular function: protein binding. Lineage: Eukaryota; Metazoa; Chordata; Actinopteri; Cypriniformes; Cobitidae. The record is from RefSeq and is a predicted model, not a curated record.